UCAGUCCAGUGAGCAGUCCAAACUCUAUACAACGAAUGUUCUUAGAGGAUCACUUCGAGCUGAUUGUAGAGAGAGAAAGCAAAUGAAAAGCUUUAUUUCAGUUAACUAAAUGCAAUUAGUUCUCACAUGUAAAAUCCCAAACUCCGGCAUUAGGCAGCGAAAAUUACAUGUAUAUUCUGAGAAAUCCUUGGAGAGAGGAAGGGACGUCUAAACGAAGAUGGGAGGGUACAACUGGCCAAAAUGGAACGCAGCCCAAAUGAACUGCGCCAGACAGACAGCAGUCUUAGCAUUCACGCUUUCCUUCCUCUAACUCUGCCCACGGAGAAAGCUCCUGCAACACAAUGACUUCUAACUCCAAUCUUUCCAACAUGCGUCGCCUUGUGGAACAGCUCAAACUAGAGGCCAGCGUGGAACGGAUCAAGGUGUCCCAAGCGUCUGCAGAGCUGCAGCAGUACUGUCUGCAGAACGCAGCGAAGGAUGCCCUGCUGGUGGGUGUUCCCACAGGCAGCAACCCCUUCAGGGAGCCCCGCUCCUGCUCCCUGUUCUGAAUCAGGAUAGGACACUGUUCCGAAGGCAUGGGCUAGGAGUGCCAGCAACACAGACCAACACACACACACAGGCACACACACACACACAUAUCCUCUAGUUCAGAGUGUAUUUUUGCAUUAUGUCUUUAUGAUGGUUGGUUGUACUGAGAACUAAAUUACUUGUUUUUUACUAAUGAACUUAAUAUGAUAAGCAUGUUUAUUGUACAUAUUUAUUUGGCACAUUUCCAUGUGCUAAAUGGGUUAAUAGUGUCUUAAAUUGCCAAAUAACAUUUUGUGAGCUAAUAUUUUCCUUAAAGAAAUGAAAAACUGCUAUGGUAUACAACAUUAAGUAUUGUGCGUACUGCACAGUUUUUUUUUAUACAAAUGCUUAAAUAAAACAGGAUACCUAAAUAUGACCUAUUU
Osmerus eperlanus (European smelt) is the source of this 950-nucleotide messenger RNA. RefSeq names its product guanine nucleotide binding protein (G protein), gamma 10 (gene gng10). Gene Ontology annotation, molecular function: G-protein beta-subunit binding. The transcript has 3 exons. Gene Ontology annotation, biological process: G protein-coupled receptor signaling pathway. Gene Ontology annotation, cellular component: heterotrimeric G-protein complex. The coding region runs from base 342 to 548 and encodes 68 amino acids. NCBI's taxonomy places the organism in Eukaryota, Metazoa, Chordata, Actinopteri, Osmeriformes, Osmeridae. The record is from RefSeq and is a predicted model, not a curated record.